This is a messenger RNA of Manis pentadactyla (Chinese pangolin), 2724 nucleotides long. It is a transcript of the gene SRRM5, whose product is annotated as serine/arginine repetitive matrix 5. The record is from RefSeq and is a predicted model, not a curated record. Lineage: Eukaryota; Metazoa; Chordata; Mammalia; Pholidota; Manidae.
CCUGGCAUCACCCAGCUUCGAAGAAUAGGUUAUGUAUGUUUACUGAAUGUCCCUCUGCCUAGAACCCAGUUCCCCACUCUGUUUGCUGGGUGACCUCCUAACUCAUCCUUCAGGACCCAGCAAAGGCUCUGACCUCUAGGAAUUCACCCGAUGCCCCCAGAGGUCUCUCUCGGCUCCCUCCACCCUGGCUCUCCCUGGCCCGGCAUCUCCCCUCCCACUGUCCUAGAGGCUGUUGCCAUCUGGGCCCCAGCAUGUCUCCCCCAGCAGACCAGGAACCCCUCGAGGGCAGGUCUGACUCAUCUUGGGUCUGAGAGCUGCCCAGCACAGGACAUGCGGGUCGAAUGAACAAGGGAGGCCCCAAGGCCCUGAUCUCACUCCUCUGGGCCUUGGCCUUUGCUCUUCUCCACGUGGGGUGACCUUUUCCUUCUCUACUAGCAAACACCCGCUCCUCUGUAAGGCGCCAGCUCACAUGGCACCUCCUCUGUGACGCCCUCCCUGACUGCCCGGUGGUCAGUGUCUCUCUCCUCUGGGCUCCCCCGGACCUCCAUAACACAUCCUGACUAUCUGGGCAGUGACAGUCUGGGUCUAGAGACUCCUGGAAGGCAGGAUCUGGGUCUGACCCAUCUCUGUGCUCCAGGCAAUGCUGACCAUAAGUCAGCCUCAGACCAUUUGGGGCACAUCAGCAAAACACAGACGAAGCACCUCUGAUCUAGGGCUCCUCCCACUUCUAACUUCAUACCACCUACCCUCCAGCGUCUUCAAUGUCCACUAUGACUUCACGCAGUUGCCCUGUGAAAGGCUAUCAGGUCCCUGUCUACGGCUACCAGGUCUUUCACAGCCACUGUGACUUCCAGGAUUAAAAGCCCUUUGGCGCCCACCAUGCCUUCUCCACCUUUGAGACCCUCAAAGCCCAGCAUGUCUCUGGCAUCCACUGGACCCUCAAUGCCCACAAUGUCUUCCAAGUCUCCUGCCUCCCUGAAGACCACCAAGUCGGCAAUGCCCAUCAGCUCUUCAGCACCCACCAAGCAAUCGACAGCCCCCCAAUCAGUCAUGAGCCCAAGCAGCUCCAAGUCUACCAAAGAAGCUCCUUUAAACCAGCCCAGCAACAAGUCUCGAGUCCACAGCCGAACAGACACCUCCAGCAAGGCGUGCAUGGACACCAGGGCCAGCACAGCGAGUGCGGUGAAACACCACCGGCCAAAGGGAACACACAGCCGGGGCAGAACUUCUGGUGGAAAGGGAAGCCGCGGCUCCCAAAGGUCACCCAGCAGGGCCAGCACUAGCAGCAGGAUGAGAACUCACAGCACCAGAGCAGGCAUGGCCGGCAGCGUGAGAACUCCGACUUCCCAGCAAAAACAGAGUCGGGGCAAGAGUCACAGCCAGCCUAGAACCACCAACAAGGAAAGUGAGAGCCAGCCUAGAGAGAUGAGCAGAGAGAAGAGUUACAGCUCACCAGGAGCCUCAAGUAUGGAGAAGAGUUCUGAGCUGGCUGUAACCCCCAGUAGGGCAAAGAGAUACACCCCCACUAGGACUCCCUUCAAGGAGACAGGUUACAGCCGGUCUCCAUCAUCACUGAGGAGAGUGAAGAGUUAUAGUCAGAUGAUCACCCCCGGCAGGGAACAGAGUUUCAGCCCACCUGAAAUGUCCAGCAAGGUCGACCGGUCUAUCACCCCCAGCAGGACCUGAAGUCACAGCUGGUCUAGAACACUCAGAAGAGCAAGAAGUCACAGUUGGAAGAGGGCCCAGAGCAGGGUAAGAAGUCACAGUUGGAAGAGAAAUCAUAGUAGGGCAAGAAGUCGUACCCGGAGGGAAACUCCCAGUAAGAUGAGAAGACAUAGCCAGUCUAGAAGCUACAGCAAGGGGAAAAGUUAUAACCAAUCUAGAACCCACAGGAGGAAAAGAAGUCACAGCCAGUCUAGAAGCCCCAGCAAGGGAAGAGAUGACAGACAAUCUAGGAGCCCCAGCAAGGGGAGAGGUCGCAGACAAUCUAGAAUCCCCAGCAAGGAGAAAGGCCACAGACGAUCUAGAACUCCCAGCAAGAAGAGAAACUGCAUCCAUACUGGAACCUUCAGCGAGGAGAGAGAUCAUAGAGGAUCUAAGGUCCCCAUCAAGGAGAGAGAGGUAUCCAGCAAGGAAAGAGAUCACAGAUCUAGAACCCUUAGAAAGGAGAGAGAUCACAGCCAAUCUAGAAACUCCCAAAAGCAGAGACACCACAGCCAAUCUAGAAGCUCCAGCCAGGAAAAAGGUCCCAGUCGAUCUAGAACGCCCAGAAGAGAGAGAGAUCAUAGCCAAUCUAGAAUCCACAGACAGGAGAGACACCAUAGCCAAUCUAGAACCUUGAGCAAGGAAAGACAUCAUAGUCCAUCUAGCACCCCCAGAAGAGAGAGAUGUAGCGAACAAUCUAAAAUCUCCAGCAAGAGAGAUUAUAGCCAAUCUAGGAGCCCUAGCAAGGAGAGAGCUCAGAGCCAAUCUAAAACUUCCCAGAAGGAGAGAGAGCACAGCCAAUCUAGAACCCCUGGAAGUCUCAGCUGGAAGGGAUCCACUAGCAGGGCACAGAGUCCAAGUCAGAAAAGAACACCCAGCAAGACAAGUAAAGAUUCCCCCUCAAAAUUUCUCAGUGGAGUCCCAACCCCACACCAGGAUGAUAUUCAAGCCAACACCACCACCCCUAAGGCCGCCUCACCUGGAGAGAGGUCCUCAUCAUCUUCUUCCAAGCUGGCAUAG